This is a messenger RNA of Symsagittifera roscoffensis, 977 nucleotides long. RefSeq names its product exosome complex component MTR3-like. NCBI's taxonomy places the organism in Eukaryota, Metazoa, Xenacoelomorpha, Acoela, Convolutidae. Gene Ontology annotation, biological process: nuclear mRNA surveillance; poly(A)-dependent snoRNA 3'-end processing; rRNA catabolic process. The transcript has 4 exons. The record is from RefSeq and is a predicted model, not a curated record. Bases 39 to 905 code for a protein of 288 amino acids. Gene Ontology annotation, cellular component: nuclear exosome (RNase complex); cytoplasmic exosome (RNase complex); nucleolus.
ACCGCGUUUCAGAAUUUUGCCUCUCUUCAAGAUAGAAUAUGUCAGUUUUGCUGAAUAGCAGGGGAUUACCUCCAACAUUCAGCUGGAAGCAGUUUCUGCCUUCCGAUAAAAAGACUGUAAUGGAACAUUCAAACAGAAGGGGACAUCGGAAAAUAUUCAUAUCACCCAGGAUGAUCAGUAAAAGCAGGGGCUCGUGUUACUUGGAAUGUGGAAAUACGAAGAUAGUGGCUGCGGUGUAUGGUCCUCGUGAGAAUCUGAAGAGUGACGUGAUGGUGAUGGAGGGCAAGUUGUCCUGUCAGUUCGUCAUCAGUCCCUUCGCCACUCCAGGUGCUGAAGUGGCCGACGAGAGAGACACUCAGAAAGUGUGCUCAGAUUACGAGACGUUUAUCGAGGAGUGUUUCUGCUCGGUGGUGGACAGAACCAAGUUCCCUAAGAGCACGCUGGAUUUGACUGUACUGGUGUUAGAGAACGACGGGGGAGUGUUGGCCCAUAGUCUGACUGCACUGUCUUGUGCCAUCACCAGUGCAGGCAUGGAAAUGCAUGAUAUGCUAGUGGGUGUGAAUUGUGCUGUCAUGGUCGGAGGGGGAGACGAGAAGGGGUUGACGGACGGAGAGCAGGAAGAGUUUGAAAUCGCUGUAGAUCCUUGCUUUGAAGACGAAACCAUAUCUUACCAAACUGGGUCGGAUAGAACGGAGGUCGAUCAAAAAAUUUUGUUCUCAACUUCGGUAGUGACUGUCGGAUACCUCCCAAAUGUCAAUCAAAUAGCGACACUGAGCCAUAAUGGACAGUGCCCUUCGGGACAAGUUUUGUCAACUGCGGUGAAAAAAUGCAUAGAAAACAGUCCUCUAGUUUACGCUGCUGUUCAGAAGUUCUUGAAGCAAAGUUUGCUAGACGAUGAAAGUUGAUUCUUUUUUGUUUUUGAAUUGAUCUUGUUUACCGCUGAAAUAACUAUCGAAAAUAACUCUUUUAAUAAGAAA